Messenger RNA from Syngnathoides biaculeatus (alligator pipefish), 1967 nucleotides. Its product is annotated as insulinoma-associated protein 1a-like. The transcript has a single exon. NCBI's taxonomy places the organism in Eukaryota, Metazoa, Chordata, Actinopteri, Syngnathiformes, Syngnathidae. The coding region runs from base 1 to 1113 and encodes 370 amino acids. Gene Ontology annotation, biological process: neuron differentiation; negative regulation of transcription by RNA polymerase II; regulation of cell cycle process. The record is from RefSeq and is a predicted model, not a curated record. Gene Ontology annotation, cellular component: transcription repressor complex; nucleus. Gene Ontology annotation, molecular function: RNA polymerase II cis-regulatory region sequence-specific DNA binding; DNA-binding transcription repressor activity, RNA polymerase II-specific.
AUGCCGAGAGGUUUCUUGGUGAAGAGGAGCAAGAGAGUCAGCCUGGUGUCAUACCGGUCGCGAUGUGCAGACGAGGGAGAGGAGCCGAGGUCUUUGGCACGUGCGCCGUCGCGCACCUGCUGGUCGACACCAGCGCUGGCCUUGGCGGUGGCCCCGGACCGCGAGAUGAAAGCCGUUCGGUUCGGCAACCCAGAGGGCGCGUACCAGGCGCUCUACAGCCCGACCCGGCCGGCGAGCAAAGAGGAGGAUGCGGAGAGGCACUCGGGUUUGGGUUUGAGGUCUCCAGCGUCAGCUGAGGCGUUCCCCACGGCGGCGCUCACCGCCCUGGAGCACCUCUUCAACAUGGGCUCCAGCACCGCCACCUCCAAACCGGAGCGGAAAGUCAAACCGACCACCAAGAGAGUCAAGAACAUCCGGAAACUACACUUUGAGGAUGACGUCACCACCUCGCCGGUUCUGGGGCUGAAGAUCCGGGAUGUUCCCAUUGCGGAGCGCCGGGUUCCGGGGGGCAACGACGCCGGGCCGCCUCGCGGUGAGUUCGUGUGUCAGCUGUGCAGGGAGGCUUACGCCGAUCCGCUCAGCCUCGCUCAGCACCGCUGCUCCAGAAUUAUUCGGGUGGAGUACCGCUGCCCCGAGUGCGACAAGGUGUUCAGCUGCCCCGCCAACCUGGCUUCACACCGCCGGUGGCACAAGCCCAAGACGGAGCAGAAGGAGCGCCCGGAGGACGGGCCCAAUCCUGGCUCGUCCGAGUCUGAUUCUGAAGGAGAGGAGCCGCGGGAGUGCGGUCAGUGCGCCAAAAAGUUCAAACGCCAUGCCUCCCUGCGCAAACACAUUGCCGCGCAACACGCACCCAUCAACUUGAGCAACGGCACCCGAGGGCACACGUGCCCGACGUGCGGGGAGCCGUUCGCCAGCGUGGAGGCGCGCGAACGGCACUUCCGACUCCUGCACGCCUUCCGUUGCAAACACUGCCCGGCCGUCCUGCACAGCUCGCCCGGACUCACCCGCCACGUGAACCGCUGCCACCCGACCGAGGACAGGAACGUCAUCCUGCUGCAUCUGCCGCUGCAGCGCGGCGAGCGAGCGGUCGGCACAUCUGCCUCACAGUUCUGACGCGUCGUGAUUCGAAUCUAGGCUCCUUGGUGCUUCAUCUCGGCUUCCCUCUACAGGUGUGAAUGGAAUGUUCGUUUGUCUUUAUGUGACCAAGGCAUUGUUUAUCGUAUGUCCAUUCUUUCCCUGACAUAUAGUAGUGACCAGUCCGUUGUUUGUCGAAAGGUGCGCUGUGAUUGGCCAGCGACCAGUCCAACAUUUAUGUACUUUGCUUGUCUCGCCCAAAGUCCUAAUGAGGACAAACACGAUGGAAAAUGUAUGUAAAUCUCCUUAAAAGGAAGUGUCUUUUUUUACUGUAAUUAGCUUUUUAAAGUGUCAUCAGCAUGAAAGGAAAAGUCUUUAAAUCAGAUAAUAAUAAUAAUAAUAAAGGGGCCAGUUGUAGGGGUUUCAGUGCCUUUGCCCUGGGUGGACAUUUUGUGUUGGCAGUCCUCUAAAGCCUCUUUUGCAUCCCCCUUUUCAAAUCUUAUUUUCCUAGCAUCUCUGCACAUGUGCUAUUAGCACCCAGAUGUAUUUUUUAGCUUUAAUAAUAAUGUAAUAACAAACAAAAAUAAUAACAAUUGAAUAAAUGAACUUUGGCUCUUCAGCUUGGUAGCUAGCUAGCGGAAAAAAACAAAUUAGCAUAGUGACUAAUGCCUUUGGACUAGAAACUGCUGUGAAACUGCCUUAAUACUCUUGUUUAUUUUAAAAGUUGGACUCAAAGCCUUCUGUAUUACUGCCACAUAUUUUGGUCCUAUUUAUUUAUUUAUGUUUAUAUUUAUUCAACUAAAUGAUUACUCUCUGGUCAAAUGUCUUAAAUAUGUAACGGCGUGAGACGGAUGUGUUUACUGUAACUUAAUAGCAAUCAACCCUGACCUGGA